This is a messenger RNA of Alternaria infectoria, 3462 nucleotides long. RefSeq lists its product as uncharacterized. The record is from RefSeq and is a predicted model, not a curated record. Lineage: Eukaryota; Fungi; Ascomycota; Dothideomycetes; Pleosporales; Pleosporaceae. The transcript is spliced from 5 exons. Bases 1 to 3462 code for a protein of 1153 amino acids.
AUGGGACGUAUUAGGCAUCGGGAGCAACGGGAAGAGGCGCAGUUGAGCCAGCGAAACUCUUCAGCACGAGAUCUUCGUACACAAAGCAAGAAUGUUGCGCCUCCAAGGACUCCCGAAAUCACACAAAUACCUGGCCGGUUCAGCGCGCUUGGAACUGAAAGCACUAUAGCAGUAGUGGGGAGGAAGCAAGAGACUCGCGCACGAGUGAAAGUUGAGCCCGAGAGUCCCGAUAACACGGUAUACCCAACCUCGCCAGCAUCCCGACGUCGAGACUACAGGGAAGAAGCGAAAGUAGUCAAGCCCGGAGGACCUUCCUCUCGUCAUCAUACAGUUCACAUCAAAGUCGAAGACAAAGCCGAUCUCGAAACACCACCACAUUACCCAUCCUUCACAACAGCAUGGUCCAAAUCGCCACUCCGUGUACCGACCCCCUUGGCUGAACAGUUCUACCGAUCUACAGUAGUGAAAAAGGAGAGCGAUGUUUCUUUAGUACAUAGGGACGUACUGUCACUUCGCAGCCAAACUUCAGGUCCGUCGGUUAGCUCGAGCUACAAGAGAUUCGCUGUCGAGACUUUCCGUGACUUCGAUGCGUCACACCCAGCCUCCAAAGUCAAGAUAGAAGAGGAACCAGAGAAGGGAUACUACAUCCCGACGGGAGCGAGCAAAGUCAAGCAUGAAGCGGCAUCUUCCUCCACAAACAUCCACCACCGCCCCAGCCCCACAGACUAUCCCAAUCCAUACCACAGAGCGCCUGUAAAACAUGAUCCAGCAUCAAACUCUUCACCCGACCUCAGGCGUACACGAAGCCACUGCACCGUCGCACCAACGCCAGAACUCCGCUCCGAAACCAAAUUCUCCUACCUCCAACCCAUCACACCCACACCCUUCAGCACACCCUACGGUCUCGUCAACCCCUACCCUCCCGAUCCAUCAUCAUACCUCGUCCCUGGCCUUCUACCACUUCUCGUCUUACUGCGAAAGUUUGCAUCCCAUCUUCGCCGUCUCGCCGACAUGAGUUCUCAACGUUACAGCUCACUCGGCGUGCCUGGAGCCAGCACUUCGGAAACAGAAGAACAUGAGUCGGACUACGGACCGCAUGGGCUCGCCACGGAGGUCUCCUCAAUUAGCCUUCUCUCUGAGCACGGCUUCACCUCCGAAUACGAUCGACAGCAGGACGUUGAUAGCACUCAAUAUCAACAGAAUGGCAAUAUCAGCUCACACCCGCAGUAUGCGAGCGUCGAUUCGUACCCACAGAACUUGGGUGCGACUGCGUCUGAUCACCCGUCCGAAAUCCAGUUGCAAAACCACACAGCCAGUCUCACCUCAGAGCAUAUCGAUGGUGCGGACUCCAAUACCUCGCCAGAAGCGGGCCUCGGUUCAUUCGGUCAGCCUCUUCGCCGCUUCUACUUCCGCACGAUAGUCGGCAUCCUUGGACCGAUAAUCGUAGUAUCUUAUCUCAUCACCGUCUGGCGCAUCUACCUCGCCCCACUCCACCCCGACUCAACAGUGGCCUUCGGACCACCGGGUGCCAAAUGGGUCUUUUACAGUUGGUUCGUCGCGGGAGUGAUCGGACUGAGCUUAAGUCUUUACGGACUGGCUGGUGCUGAAGCUGGCAUGCUCAUGGAACAAACCUGGAAAGUUGAAGAUGCCAUGCGUCUUAUGCUACAUGCUGACAAUACAUGGUCUGGUCCCGGUGGCUGGAUGAAGGCAAUCAAAUGGGUUGUGCAAAUACGCAGGGUGCGAAACCAACAUAGCAAGCUUCCUUCUCGUUUGUGGUUUGUUCUGGCACUUCCAAGCGUGGUUGUCUUCGUGGCUUGGCCCAUAUCGGGUCUUUGCCUUGAGAUGACUAGUGGCUUCCUUCGUGGUAAGUCAGGGCGAGGAGUGAAUGUAACCGGAUUUGUUCAAUCGACCUUCAACACCAGCCCUGAGGCCCGUAUGCCGUCCAGAGGAUUCCGCAACGGUGCACGUGUGUUCGGACAUGGAGCUGUCUAUACGCCUGAAAAUUUUGAUCGGAAGAAGAACGAGUUUCUGAAGAGUGUUCCGGUGAUACUGCCAAGUAUUGAGGGCGUCGAAGAAAUCUUUUUGACCGCUCAAGGUGAGGCUCCUUUUGAGGGCAGAGCCUGGGGCUUGUUACUACAUUACGACUGCAAGAUCGUAGACAGAUUGCCUGACUUCGUUCUCUUAAAAGACCGUCGAUCUUCAACAGAUGUCUGGAGAAGUAAAUCGAUCGUUUCUGAUUUCGGACGAAUAGGAAUUGAACGCAGAGCGGUUGAGAAUCCUCCCAUCGACGAAUUCACGACAGCAGCCUUUUCGUUAGGCCCCACCGAAAGCCUUGCUUCAGCUCCUACGUCCACUCCGGCUCUCGUACAGAGCACAAUUCCUAGUUCGAACUGCACAAAAUGCUUCAUUUUCGAUCAUGAUAAACACAUUACCUACAUGUCAUAUCGUCUCCAUGACAACAACACCUUGGUGGAGGUAAUGAAAGAGUCACGAGUCGAUUCCAACCCAACGAAGUCGACAAUGAAAAUGGGUGCAGUCAUAGAGACUGCGUAUCAAUCCUUGUCGCCACACACAGGUUCGAACGAAGAACCGCCCUGCGGCUGGCUUGAUGAAAUGGAGAACCCGUCAACGUCUUACUGCUAUCAUAACCUGCAAGAAGAUCCUUCAAAACCGUAUCCCGGAAUCGAACGCAAGAGGACUUUUGAGGUCCUGUUGUGGCAGACACUUUACGCCUUACCAGGUUCUCAGAACAACACCAUCGUCCGUACUAUCGAGUCGCUGACUGGCGAGUAUGUCAAUGUUGAUAACGAGAAGCUCAAAGCAAUUGGUGCAUCCUGUACGUCAAGCAGCAGUGUAGGCUCAGCAAACAUCAACGGCGUGCGCUCUACUUACUCCGACUUCCAACGGAGUGACACCCCGGUGCCUGCUCGAAAGGACGCUUGUGCGAAACGUUUUGGCGCAGAGACACUUCUGGAAUAUCUACAAGCCGACCAACUUCGACAAGUCCUUCUACAAGCUUACUCCACCUACGCCAUCAAGCUCAUGUACAAUGACGGUCGGGAUUUCAUAGGCGUCAACGGAACACGCCUCAAGUCACACGUCCCCAACCUCACAGCUUUUGUCGCUGGCACCGUGAUUGAACCGGGCGUCAUGCCAGCCGCUGUUCCUGUGGCUUUAUUCGGACUAUGGGCAUUGAUCAGCUCAGGUCUCUGCCUUGUCUAUGGGUUCAGACGACGAUGGAGCGCGAUUCUGGACGGGCAUACAGUCUUCAGGCUUGGGGCCGAGUUGCAGCAGACGUACAGGGCCAAGCUUCAGCGGUAUUCUACGAUCGCUGAUAUUGAAGAGUGUGAGGCUUUGCAUGGGAUUCCGGGGUUCGUUGCUGACAUGGAUCCUGAUGAUGAUGUAGGGAGGAUUGGACUUAAGGAUGGAAAGCCGGCUAGGAAGGACAAGCUUUAUCGGUAG